Anopheles coluzzii is the source of this 1551-nucleotide messenger RNA. RefSeq lists its product as uncharacterized. The transcript has 3 exons. Bases 55 to 1551 code for a protein of 498 amino acids. NCBI's taxonomy places the organism in Eukaryota, Metazoa, Arthropoda, Insecta, Diptera, Culicidae. The record is from RefSeq and is a predicted model, not a curated record.
UAAAUGGACCACGCCAUGAUCGAAAUCGAUCAAACGUAGCAGCAAAUCUGCAACAUGAGGGCGUUCUGCUUUGCUUUGACGAUUCUCUGCGCCGUCCAGAGCAUUCUGGCGUACCCGCGGCCAGACUUUGCCAUCAAUGGGGUAGUGUCGGGCUCGGCUACGGUGAAAACAGCUGCGAUCGAUCUCGGCGUGGACAUUGCAGACGCUGGUAAAGGAACCGUGAAUCUCACCUCCGGUUACACAGUGCUGUCGAACCUCAGCACCUCUCUGCAAUUCAUUGGUGAUGAGAUCGUCCGAGUCGCUGCCCCCCUGGCCUCGCAGCUGACCAAUCUGUCCACUGAUAAUUCUAAUACGAUCGAGACAACGUACGCUGCUAUUAAUACCUCAAUUAUUCAAUUCGACGCAUUGAUUAGUGGAGGAUUGAACACCACGAUCGCCAAUAUCAACAACACAGCGGGUACGGGCUACAUUGUGAAGCAGUUUGCCGAUGCAUUCAAGAACACGAAACUGACGCUGGCCGAGCUGAUUAAAGCAGUCGAUCAACUUAAAUCGGAUGUGGGUAAGGCCAGGAAAGCAGCAGGUACCACCAACCCCAUCCCGUCUGCCAUCAUUCGGGCGAACAUUCCGGCCAAAACCGUCAACAACGUGAUCACAGCGAUCCGCAACUUGCGUGCUCGCAUUCCGCUCAUCACGUACGUCAUCGACAGCUCGCUGGAUAAUCUGCAUUUGGUGGAUCUGUUCAUCAUCGCGCUGAAGGAUGAGGUUGUGCGAAGUGUUAGUCUUUACCAAACCUCAUACCAAGCAUUCCAAUCGAACCUUGGCGUGGAAUCAGACAUCGUUUAUACACAGUUUGUGACCAAUGUCGGUGGAACUGUCUCGUCGAUCAUUAGCAGCAUCCAGAGUAAUUUGAAUAAUAAUACUGGGUACCCGAAUCUGCACAUCGAAAGCUUAGGCAAUGCCAUAAACUCUGUCAAGCCAACCGCUAGUGCUAUCAACACCACAUUUAACAAUUACUCAACGAACGUACCGAACCUGAUCACCAACCUUACAACCAGUCUUUCCUCAAGCCUGUGCAACUCGCUUCAAACAGUUUCAAAGGUGCAGAUUGCCAACGCUGGCUAUUCGGACUUCUGCUUCAGCAAGUACUCGCCCCGUGUUUUCUCGCAAGUUCAACUCACCAUCGACGCGUUCGACGUGUGCUUCGAGAAGGAGUUGGCCCGCCUGAUGAACCUCUCAACGAUUCUUCUGCGCAUUGCCACCCAGAUUUCCUACAACACUGCCGAUCUCUUCAGCAACCUGCAGGUGUGCCUCGCAAUCAUCGACCCGACUGCCGAGGGUGCAUGCUACACAAAGAUCGCUCCGUACUAUGCAGUGCUGGCCACGAAAGUCACAGCCCAUACAACGACGGCCAUCAAUCUGGUGAAUGCUGAAACCAAAGCCAGCUACAACCGUCUCGGUGCCUGUCUCUACUCAUCGCUCUCAGUGACAGCUGUGAGUGCGACAGACAUUUCUAACGAGGCUACGACGUGUCUGGAUGUCGGACCUCAAUGA